Hypomesus transpacificus is the source of this 927-nucleotide messenger RNA. RefSeq names its product zinc finger protein 883-like. The transcript has a single exon. The record is from RefSeq and is a predicted model, not a curated record. NCBI's taxonomy places the organism in Eukaryota, Metazoa, Chordata, Actinopteri, Osmeriformes, Osmeridae. Bases 76 to 927 code for a protein of 283 amino acids.
AGAGGGAAACAAGCUUCCAGACACUAGAUACAGGAUCCAGAGAAACCAGACAGAGAACAAAGAGAGAGCUGAGUUAUGGAGACACAUCACUGUGACACAUGUGGGAAGAGCCUUUCCUCAUCCAGUAACCUCAAGAGGCACAUGAGAAUCCACACUGGAGAGAAGCCCUACAGCUGUGACCUCUGUGGUAAAACCUUUAGCCAUGCUAGCAGUUACAAAGAUCACCGCAGGAUCCAUACUGGAGAGAAGCCCUACAGCUGUGACCUCUGUGAUAAAACCUUUAGCCAUGCUGGCAGCUUAAGAGGUCACCACAGGAUCCACAAUGGAGAGAAGCCCUACAGCUGUGACCUCUGUGGUAAAACCUUUAGACAGGCUGACCAUUUCAGAGCUCAUAGCAGGAUCCACACUGGAGAGAAGCCCUACAGCUGUGACCUCUGUGGUAAAACCUUUAGGCAGGCUGGCAGUUUCACAGCUCACUACAGAAUCCACACUGGAGAGAAGCCCUACAGCUGUGACCUCUGUGAUAAAACCUUUAGCCAUGCUGGCAGCUUAAGAGGUCACCACAGGAUCCACAAUGGAGAGAAGCCCUACAUCUGUGACCUCUGUGGUAAAACUUUUAGCAAUGCAACAAGUUUCACUUUUCACCGCAGAAUCCACACUGGAGAGAAGCCCUACAGCUGUGACCUCUGUGGUAAAACCUUUAGACAGACUGGGAAAUUAACAGAUCACCUCAGAAUCCACACUGGAGAGAAAUCCUACAGCUGUGAAGUCUGUGGUAAAUCCUUUAGCAAGGCUUUCAAUGUCACAGUUCACAGCAGGAUCCACACUGGAGAGAAGCCCUACAGCUGUGACCUAUGUGAUAAAACGUUUAGCCAUUCUGGCAAUCUCAGAGCUCACUGCAGGACCCACACAGGAGAGAAGAUCUAA